AUGAUCGGUAUCCUGUUCGCUACCCUGACACUGGCCACUGGGGCCCUCAGUUGUGGGGAUCCCGCCUACCCGCCUCUCUUGACCAGAGUGGUUGGAGGAGAAGAUGCAAGACCAUUCAGCUGGCCCUGGCAGGUGUCCCUGCAAUACAGUUCCAGUGGUAACUGGUAUCACACCUGUGGGGGAACCCUCAUUGCACCCAACUGGGUCCUGACAGCUGCCCACUGCAUCAGCUCUUCUCGGACCUAUCAAGUGCUUCUUGGCAAAUACAACCUAAAGGCUACUGAAGAAGGAUCGGUUGCAGUUAGUCCACAAAAAAUCAUUGUCCAUGAACGCUGGGACUCAAGCCGUCUUGCAGAUGGCAACGACAUCGCUUUGAUCAAACUCUCCCAGAGCGUUGCCCUGAGCAAUCAAAUCCAGCCGGCCUGCCUCCCCCCAGCAAACAGUCUCCUGGCCUCUGGCGUGGUCUGCUACGUAACAGGAUGGGGAAGGCUGCAGACAAACGGUGCUCUCCCAAAUAUACUGCAGCAAGGGCCAUUGGUCGUGGUGGAUUACGCCACCUGUUCCCUGCCUGCCUGGUGGGGUAGCACAGUAAAAACCACCAUGGUCUGUGCAGGCGGCGACGGGGUGAUCUCCAGCUGCAACGGGGACUCUGGCGGUCCACUGAACUGCAGAAGUGCUGAUGGUACGUGGGAAGUGCAUGGUGUAGUCAGCUUUGGCUCCUCGCUAGGCUGUAAUUAUUACCGCAAACCCUCUGUCUUCACUCGAGUCUCUGCUUUCAACAGCUGGAUCGCUACGGUUUUGGCAAACAACUAAUCUGAAGAGCGGUGGACAACAGACUAACCAUGUUCUGGGGGAAUAUGAAGCACGACACAAGAAGGGGGGCGGGGGGCUCACCCAGAGCCAUCUCCUUCCACAGUGGUUGACAUGAGAAAUGGGUGUUGUCACCCUAGUGUCCCCACACUCCCUUCUAACCCCACAUUCCCGUACUAGGCUCCAGCUUCCAACUCUCCCUUUGCCUCACACCUGAACAUGGGGGAAUUAUAAGAACUAUAAAUCCCAAGAAGUGAUCCUGGAGUGGCUGCUGGCUGAAGAACAUGCUAUAGUGCAGGAACCACCUGAAAGCCACUUUGAAAUAUCAGGGGGGCUUUCAAAGACUGAGGAUAAUUUCUGAUGAUACAUUUUAACCUUUUUCAGGGGAAUGGAGCCCAUGAUGCUUAUCUCUUCCCAGCAGCCCAUAAAUCUCUUACCAACAGGAGUUCCAUGCACACCUGCAGAGGGGAAAGAGAAGCCAGUGUUCAUUUUUCUACCACUAUAAUAUUUAACCCACUUGGAAAGAGUUAGUGAAAGGCCAUAAAUUCACCCUCUCUACCUUGAGCUUUCAGACCCGGAAACUACCCAAUAGAAACAGCCUGGAAGGACUGAGGGCCAUCUACAUCCCCAUUGCUUUUACUUAAAUGACCUUAACAAAGAAGCUCUGAUGCUCCAGAGAGGAGCAAAACCGAUGCCAGACAAUUGGUCAAUUCAGUCCUGCACACGUGAGCAAGAAUCAGGACGAGCUAUGGCCUGGGGAACGUUCCGACUCAAAGCCAGCUGGCUAAGGGAAGCUGCAAGGAUGUCAAGGGAGGGGGCAAAGGACAGUAAGGGCUCACAGUAGCAGUAACUUACGUGUCUUUUAAGAGAGCAUGUUCCAGCACAGCGAAGGGAAUGUACAGUAGCGAACCGCAGGGCUCCAGAUUCUCCCCUUUCUUGCAGACUCCCUCACCUAUCCUAGCCCUGCCAUAUCGUUUGUCCAGAAGGAGCAGGUUGCUUAGCUGCAGCUUUGACACAUGACAGGGCCCCCAGCUCCAUUUCCCACAGAUAAGUCUUCUGCUUCUCUCUCCCUGGAGGACCAUUAAGAGUGCAGGAACCAGGUAUACAGUGUUUCUACAGUAAAGCCAAUCAGAAUUGUACAUAAGACCAACACCCAAUGAGUCAGCUGCAGGGGGAAAUAAUUUAAUUGGCAUCUUAAAACAGCAACCAAAGGAGUCACGCUCCUGAUUUUAUUUAAAUAGAGAAUCAGCCAUUAAGCCUCACAGACUAGCUGCAGCUGGUCUAAGCUACUCUGGUGUUCGUGGUAAGCCUGGACGGCUGUGAUAAUUCAUUGGUAGGGGAGUUAUUAAAGAGCCAGCAACAUUUUUUUUUUUUUCUAAAAUCGUCAUGCUUUUA
This is a messenger RNA of Gopherus evgoodei (Goodes thornscrub tortoise), 2205 nucleotides long. RefSeq names its product chymotrypsin-like elastase family member 2A. Gene Ontology annotation, molecular function: serine-type endopeptidase activity. NCBI's taxonomy places the organism in Eukaryota, Metazoa, Chordata, Testudines, Testudinidae. Bases 1 to 813 code for a protein of 270 amino acids. The record is from RefSeq and is a predicted model, not a curated record. Gene Ontology annotation, biological process: proteolysis. The transcript is spliced from 8 exons.